AUGACCGAAGCCAAGACCAGAUACCCCCGAAUGGAAAAAUUGGCNAUGGAGGCACCCAAGACUCUGAAGCAACUUCAGUGCCUCAAUGGCAGGAUUGCAGCCCUGAACCGGUUUGUUUCAAGGUCAACCGAUAAGUGCCUUCCUUUCUUCAAAAUCCUAAGAAAGAAGGGGCCGUUCGAAUGGACAGAAAAGCGCGAGCAAGCAUUUCAGCAGUUGAAGAGUUAUCUCUGCUCGGCACCUUUGCUCGCCAAGCCAUUGCCAGGAGACAAGCUUCACUUGUACCUGGCAGUGUCUGACAGCGCCGUCAGCUCGGCCCUAGUCAAACAAGAGGAAGCGCAGCAAAGUCCGGUCUAUUACACAAGCAAGGCCAUGACCGAAGCCGAGACCAGAUACCCUCAAAUGGAAAAAUUGGCUCUCGCUUUGGUCACCUUGGCCCGGCGGCUUAGACCAUACUUCCAAGCCCACACUGUGGUGGUGCUCACUAACUUGCCCUUGAAAAACGUCUUCCAUAAGCCAGAAACUUCUGGACGCUUGAUGAAGUGGGCAAUGGAGCUGAGUGAGUACGACGUUCAGUUCGAACCCAGAAGUACGUUGAAAGGACAAGCAGUGGCAGAUUUCAUAGCCGAGCUCACGCCACCUCCCGAGCCAAGCGAGUCCGACCCCUCGUGGACGAUCUAUGUCGACGGAUCCUCCAGCGAGAAGGGGUGCGGGGCCAGAGUCCUCUUGCUCGCACUAGGAGGCGAGUGGUUUGAGUAUGCCCUGCGAUUCAGCUUCUGGACUUCCAAUAACGAGGCCGAGUAUGAAGCACUUAUUGCCGGUCUGCGAAUUGCUAGGGCGUUGGGGGCCUCUUGUAUUAAGGYCUUCAGCGACUCCCAGCUGGUUGUGAGCCAGAUUAAGGAGGAGUACGAAGCCAAAGACUCCCGAAUGGAGAAAUAUCUGAGCAAGGUCAGAUCGUACCUCACCCAGUUUAGAACCUCCGAAGUAAGCCGGGUUCCUCGAGCAGAAAAUUCUAAUGCUGACGCCUUGGCUAAGUUAGCAUCAGCGUAUGAGACCGAUCUAGUCAGGUCGGUCCCCGUCGAGAUCCUGGAUAAUCCCUCGAUCUUGGAGCCAGAUCAGAUGGAGAUUGACGCUCUGGAGCCCUCGUGGAUGGAUCCAAUCGCGGACUUCAUCAGAGGAAAUUCACCACAAGACCCCAAGGAGCACAAAAAGAUGGCGAGAAAAGCAGCUCCGUUCAUAAUCCGAGAUGGAGCGUUGUACCGACGCAAUUUCUCCCUGCCUCUGCUGAAAUGCCUAACCCUAGAGGAAGGCCUGUAUGUCCUCAAGGAGAUCCACGAGGGAUUGUGUGGUAAUCAUUCAGGCGCCAGGUCGCUGUCGGCCAAGGUAGUCCGGCAAGGAUAUUACUGGCCUACUCUCGAUCAGGAUGCCAAGGAGUUUGUACGAACUUUUGACAACUGCCAGCGGUUCGGAAACAUAAUCCACCAACCACCCGAGCUGCUCACCCCCAUUUCGGCCCUGUGGCCAUUCGUGCAGUGGGGGAUAGACAUCAUCGGUCCCUUCCUUUUGGGCAAAGGACAUACCAAGUUUGCCGUUGUUGCUGUGGACUACUUCACAAAGUGGGCCGAGGCUGGAGUACUUUCCCAUAUUACAGAGUCCAGAGUCACGUCCUUCGUAUGGGUAAACAUUGUAUGUCGUUUCGGUAUACCACAUGCCAUCGUGACAGACAACGAAAAGCAAUUCGACAACGUAAAUUUCAAGGACUUUUGCAGAAAGCUGGGCAUAAGUCACCUCAGUUCGUCCCCUGCACAUCUGCAAGCGAACGGGCAGGUGGAGGCAGUAAAUAAGAUCAUCAAACGAGGCAUCAAACUGAGACUGGACUCCAGGAAAGGCAGGUGGGCCAAUGAGCUACCGGAGGUCCUGUGGUCUUACCGAACCACCCAAAGAGAGUCAACGGGUGAGACCCCGUUCUCACUGGCCUUUGUCUCCGAAGCCGUUGUUCCAGUUGAGAUUGGCAUGACAUCUGACAGAGUGGCGCAUUACGAGCCCACAGUAAAUGAGGAAGAGCUACUUCUCAACCUCGACUUAUUGGAAGAAAGAAGAGAAGUGGCCCAGCUACGCCUGACGGAAUACUAA
Molecule: messenger RNA, 2130 nt
Organism: Momordica charantia (bitter melon)
Lineage: Eukaryota; Viridiplantae; Streptophyta; Magnoliopsida; Cucurbitales; Cucurbitaceae
Source: RefSeq, a predicted model, not a curated record